AUGCUGGCGCCUCUCUCUGCUCGCAGCACCUCGCGGCGCGCCAGCUUCGCGGAGUCGUUGUCCGCUCGCCGCGCGAGCUCGUCUGCGCACAGCGCUCGCCCACACCUGACGUCGGUCCCUCGCAGUCAGCGGAGCGAUUCGAUUUGUGCCACGCCAACGCGCUACCGUAGCGAGGUGUCGGCCAGCGCCCGCCAACUGCGCAAUGACGUCUACGAGUCUCCAGCGACCACCAAGGCAAACGCCAUGAAGGUGUACAUCCGCGUCCGCCCCUUCAGCGAGCGUGAAAUUGCGCAGAAGGUGACGCCGCACAGCACUGUGCGCAUCGACGCCGAGAACCCGUGCGUGAUCACCAUCCUCGAACCGGCGCGGGCUUUUCGCCCUCUGUCCACUCACAUUUUCAACUGCUGCUUCUGGUCUGUCUUUGAAAACGCGAAAGACGGCGUCGAGGGGGAUCAGUCCGACAUACGCAACGGCGUGGACACGUUCCUCAACGGCGGCAUGAACUCUGCUCGCCGCUCUCGCGCGCAGUCGAUGAUGAACCUCAGCAGUUUGCCGCAGUCCGCCCGCCGCGCCACGCGCUCCGGCUUGGGACUCGAUAUCGAAGGAAUGGAGACCAGUGGCGAGACGCCGGCGUACGACGGCGCCGGCUCGGCACCAGUGAUGGUCGACGCCAAUGUCAGCCACCCUCCGUAUGCGGGGCAGGAUCAGGUGUACGCGCACGUCGGCAAGCCCAUCGUGGGCAACACCCUCGACGGAUACAAUGGGUGCGUGUUCGCCUACGGGCAGACGGGCAGCGGGCAG
Messenger RNA from Leishmania braziliensis MHOM/BR/75/M2904, 801 nucleotides. Its product is annotated as putative kinesin. The transcript has a single exon. Gene Ontology annotation, molecular function: plus-end-directed microtubule motor activity; ATP binding; microtubule binding. Lineage: Eukaryota; Euglenozoa; Kinetoplastea; Trypanosomatida; Trypanosomatidae. The annotation marks the transcript as partial. Gene Ontology annotation, biological process: microtubule-based movement. The record is from RefSeq and is a predicted model, not a curated record.